AUGCAAUUACCAAAAAAUAAAAUAAGAAAUGAGAAGUGAGAAAGAUACUGAUUGAUAUUGGGCCGACAUCGAUCGGAAGCCCAAUUAUCAAUAAUCCACAUCGAUUCGUCACCCCAAAUUCUCGCCGCGCAAUUUACACAAACUUUAGAGGUCAAUCUACGAUUUUCCGUUUGGUGAAACGACGACGCAUCAGCUGUAAUCCCCCUAAUUCUAGAAUCUUGCAAAACCUCCUCUCUGUUCACUACACCACUUUCAGCGUUUCUCUCCCUACGAAGGUCUCAAAAUCAGCGACGGCGAUGAAUCAACUGAGACGAGCUUCGACGAAAUGGAGCCGCCUAGUUGGCGGUAUCCGGCCGCCUUCCGCCGCCGUCACGCCGAAGCCGUUCUCCACCGAAGCAUCCAAGCCGAGCCUCGGCUCCUCCGACGAUCAGUUUCUUCGAACCCCGUCCACCGGUGUAGUUUAUGGGAGACUUCUUGAUAUCACAAAGCAUACAUCCAAGACUGAUAUAAUCAAUUUACUGGAUGCCAGUAAUUUGGGUCCGGAGAAGAUCAAAGUUGAGUACAAUCGAGGGUUUCUUCCUUUGUCAAUGCUGGUUGAAUUUCCCUCGGUAUCAUCUUAUGAUGCUGCCUUGAGGUCAAUUGCUAGGAAGGGCCAUUUCUAUAAUAUAAGAAAGGCUGAGAAAUCUGAAUGGGAUGCUGGUACACCUUAUGAUGGAAAAGCUAUAAUACUACUUGGGAUCCCCCGCAAUGCUUCUUUUGAUGAUGUGGAGCGCUUCCUUUCUGGUUGCCAGUAUGAUUCAUCUUCAAUUCAGAUUUCUGUCAGACUUACAAAUGAAGGCCCCAUCAGAAUGGCACUUGUUCGCUUCCCUUCCCAAGCUCUGGCCAUGCAUGCUUAUAUCACCAAGAACAGAGGCUUCUGUCUCAAUAAUCAAAUCACGGUGCAAGUCCUCCAUUAGUUCAUUUUUUUUGGUUCUGCUCGAUUUAUAUUUUCUUGGCAAUGGUUUCAGUUUUGUAGUUUUGUUCUGAUGCACAAGGUAGUGGUCGACUCUGCUAAGUUAUUUCUUCCGUUAAUGAAACUGUUAUGCGACCUUGUGAGGGAAAACAAUGUGUUUCUUGUUAGAGCAUAAUGUUGGUAGAGUCUUGGAAACUAUUUUUCCUUGGAGUGGCGUUAUCUUCUUCGCUCCACAAAUAUUCUCGUCAGAAAAUGAACAAAAGUAUAUAGUUUCCAUA
Molecule: messenger RNA, 1230 nt
Organism: Salvia miltiorrhiza (redroot sage)
Lineage: Eukaryota; Viridiplantae; Streptophyta; Magnoliopsida; Lamiales; Lamiaceae
Exons: 6
Coding region: 297-956 (219 amino acids)
Molecular function (GO): nucleic acid binding
Source: RefSeq, a predicted model, not a curated record